CUCUCUUAUCAAUGACGUGUUAAUCAACAACAUUGCGAAAUUAUCGGUUCACAGGGUAUUUAAGGAAGAGACAAUACCAAACAAAAUGCACAAAUUUGCCAUCCCUGCAUGUCUGGUUUCUGUGUGUUUGUUCCUACAAACUGCAGAUGCACAGGAUUGUGCGAAUCCCAAACUACAAACUUGUGUCACAAACUUCACCACGGCCGCAACGUCAGCGGGUCAGGAUAAAACAAACAUAUGCAGUGCCGCCAAUUCCUAUUUGAAAUGCGUGAAUAGAAUUAUUGCUGACUGCAAUCUGGAUACCAAUAGUGGUUCAGUUAUAAUCCAGGCAAUUGUUGCUGCCAAAAGUCAACUCACUCAAGCUGGAUGCAGCAAUGGUGUAGGUGGAAAUACACAGGAUUGCGCAACUCCCAAAAUACAGGCUUGCGUCACAAACUUUACCAUGGCCGCAACGUCAGCGGGUCAGGAUAAAACAAACAUAUGCAGUGCCGCCAACUAUUAUUUGAAUUGCGUGAAUAAAGUUGUUAGUGACUGCAAUAUGGACCCAAGAAGUAGCUCAGUGAUUAGCCAGACAAUCACCUCUGCCAAAACUCAGUUGGCUCAAGGCGGUUGCGACCAAAUGAAGAGCUCCCCAUUACCAGAUGUGAUCGGAUAAUAUAAGGAUUCGAAUUUUAUCAAUGAAUUAUAUAUACAAUUAAAUGCAACUACUUGAUA
Messenger RNA from Ostrea edulis (European flat oyster), 714 nucleotides. RefSeq lists its product as uncharacterized. The transcript has 7 exons. Bases 86 to 655 code for a protein of 189 amino acids. The record is from RefSeq and is a predicted model, not a curated record. NCBI's taxonomy places the organism in Eukaryota, Metazoa, Mollusca, Bivalvia, Ostreida, Ostreidae.